CCGUGUUGCCAUUCCCCUUUAUAUUCUGUCCAAAACCAAUCCCGGCCCUGAGAAGCAGAGGGGAGUGCUAAUUCCAUGUUAAUAAAUGUCCCUUUAUGACUCAGUCCGGGAUGAAAAUGAGCUGCACCAUGACAUUGAUUUAAAGUGUGGAUAAUAAACAAUUGCACAUGGAGGUGGUGCUUGCCAAACCUGCCCAGGAUCUGCACCAACCACUCCAUCUGGAUGCAGGGUUUGCAGGGUGCCAGGAUGCCUCUUGGAUACGAUCCCACGUGUUUCUUCAAGAGGGGCUUGGGGAACAAUUAAUACCCAAAGAUUCAUUCAGACUGCUGAAGAACAGAGGGGACCCCCUGUGCCACGUAGUUGUGGUGUCUCUUCUCUUCACUCAGUCUCCAGUCCAGAAACUCUGCCAACGCCUCCCUUAGGGAUUGCAGUGCCUGUGCUGAGAAAACAAAUGGCCCUGAAAUGGGGGAAAAAAGGGCAAUCAGAUGGUGCAGGUGUCCAAGCACGUCAUGGUCCCAUCUGCAGGCAAGAGAUUGGAGGGCUCCUCCCUUCUUGUCUGAUAAAAGCUGGCAGAGGCUGAGACAAGACUGAGCUUUGGCUGAGCCUGUGCCAGAGAGAGGAAGAAAAAAAUCCCAAGAGGAAAAAAACGCAGUGGAGAAGCAGCCAGUGGAAGAAAACCAUCUGGAGGAACCCCAAAACAGCACCAGCAACAGCAAGGAAAACACCAAGAAGUCAGGAAGAGAGGACUCUGAGGGUGCAAUGGCUUUCUUCCUCAAACCACGGCCAUGCACGUGGGACCUUGCCCUGGACUACCACACCGCCAAACAGUUUGAAGUGGAUGUAACCCUGGAUCCAGCCACAGUGGGUCCAGAGGUGAUCCUCUCCGAGGACCUCAAAGAAGCCACCUGGGGCAGACCUCGCUGCCAGUGGCCUGCGGGCCCAGGCCGGUUCGACACAGACCCGUGCAUGCUGGGCAGCGAGGGCUUCACCUCGGGCCGUCACUACUGGGAGGUGGAGGCCAAUGGGCGCUUCUGGGCUGUGGGGGUGGCCCGUGAGUCAGUUCAGAGGAAAGGCCGGGUCCUCUUCAAGCCCAACACUGAAAUUUGGGGCUUGCAGAAGUAUGAUGACCUCUGCGUUGCCCUCACAGCUCCAUCCAACACCUCUGUCCCAAUCCUCAAUGGGGAGAUUGGGGUCUACCUGGACUACGAGGUGGGACAGGUCUCUUUCUACGCUGUCAGCAGGCGCCAACGCAUCUUCACUUUUCCUGUGGCCUCCUUCAGUGGGGAGAGGGUCUUCCCCUAUUUUUGCGUGCUCCUCUCAACCAUUAAACUGUCCCCCAAGGGCUGAUGCCCUGAAAGGAUCCUCCUGAAAGCUGGUUGCAUCACAGUGGUUGGAAAUGCUGGUUGAUGCUCCUCAACUCUUAUCUUCCAAGUCUUGGAGUAAUUUCUAACUCAGUUCAUGGUCCUUCCUUCAUCUUAGAUGUCUCUGUUUUGGGUUAUGCCCAGGGGAUUUUGGGUCUAUGCUCAGCAUGGCUCAUCUCAAGUUGUUAAAUUAUGCAAAGCUUGUUAGGAGCUCGACUUCCCUGAGCUUGUUUUGAGCUAAAAACUUUUUUUUUCUCCCAAAUACAGCUUCCUCUGGAGGUUCCUUUUGCUGACCUCAGUGCUUAUGACUGGCUGGACUUCCAGCACAAAUUAAAAAUCUUGAUUUUUCCAGACUUUGUGUUAAUACCAGCAGCUAUUCCUCAUAUUAAAACUGAUUUAGUUAUCACAAGGAUGUGCUUACAUCCACUGCCCCCACUCUUUUCCUCCGCUGUUCCCCAUGCUUGAGAUGCAUUUCCAAGUACUUAUCAUGUAAAUAUGUUCACGAUAGAAUAAAUUUCUUUUAUUUUAUUUAAGUAGAAGGCAUCUGCAUUUGGGCCAUCACCAAGUUGCCCCAACCCCAAAAAGAGCCCCAGAGCUGCCCUGACCCCCCACCCCCCUGGA
Molecule: messenger RNA, 1982 nt
Organism: Passer domesticus (house sparrow)
Lineage: Eukaryota; Metazoa; Chordata; Aves; Passeriformes; Passeridae
Product: butyrophilin subfamily 1 member A1-like
Exons: 4
Coding region: 760-1347 (195 amino acids)
Biological process (GO): protein ubiquitination
Cellular component (GO): cytoplasm
Molecular function (GO): protein binding; ubiquitin protein ligase activity
Source: RefSeq, a predicted model, not a curated record